Spodoptera litura is the source of this 6018-nucleotide messenger RNA. NCBI's taxonomy places the organism in Eukaryota, Metazoa, Arthropoda, Insecta, Lepidoptera, Noctuidae. The record is from RefSeq and is a predicted model, not a curated record.
AUCUACCAAGCAACCGAGAGUUGUUUUAGAUUCUUCAGAUACCUUGUCGAUUGUGGUCCUUUUUCCCACCAUCUUGGUAUGUAUGUUUUGCAACCUUUUGGGAACUGCCAGUGGUAUAUCAGGAUUGUAAUUGGUCACAGCUGAAUUUAGAUGUUAGUUUUUGUUCAUGUAUCGAAUUUUGGUCUUUAAUCAUCCAGUAAAAUUGAUCUGUAAUAGGUAAUAGGUACCUUCGUAAAUAUGAUUUGUAUACCUUAGAAAGUCAAAUCUAAUUUACUAUUUACUUAGGAAUAUUACAGCUGCAACUAUCAGGAUAUAUCCCAUAUCCGUCUAUGUAGUACCCAUGUUUCUAGAACUAUUAGAGCAUAUCCGCCUGAUGUAACAUGUUUAUCUUAGAAGUAAAAGCACUCGUAUGUCAUUUGGUCCUUUUGGUACAUUAUUGGGUCUUUUUGCCUGUGUGGUAUGCUACCUGGAUCGUUUCCGUCGCGCGGUCAUCGCUCGGACCGAUCGACGGGACGUUGACACCGCUUUGUCUUGCACCGAUCGAAUACAGUGCAACCCGUCUGCACUGUGCAACUCAUGAAGUAGGAAGGAAGUUGUAAUGUGGAUGCGAUGAUUGUAUGGGUCGCGGUAAUGAGAUCUGUUUGCGGUGAUUUCUUUUAUCUGUGAUAUGAAAAUACUAAAGGAAAAAUAAUCCGCUUCUACUACCUUACGUAGUCGUCAUUGAUAGAAAAUCGCAUAUAGAUCCCGGAUUACAAAUUUAGUAAGUAGCGUACAUAUCAUGAACAUUAACAGUAUAAUAGAUAUUUGACACGUAUUCAAAUAUUCAUAUCUAUGUAAAUUACCCAGAAUAAAUGUGCAUAAUGUAGGUACAAUAUAGUAAUUACAUACACUUGAUACACUGAUGCACAAAUAAUUAAAAAACAAAAGCGAUAUUUUCCUACAUUAGAGUGAGUGAGACAGAUAUUUACAUAAUAUCCACGGGCGGGUACCUAAAGCGAAGGUUGUUGAAUUUAUGUGUCUGGUUGCCUCCACCGUCUCGUAUCGUAAUGGAGACGGAGUGCAGGACCUCUGGCUGUGCUGCACGCUGCACAUUCAGUUGUGAACGAAACCUGGCGCCGCGACGGACGCCCGCGAGUGCCGUGUCCAUAAAGUUGAGUGUUACUUCGUAGUUUUGUGACGCUGACGGAUUGUUAGCUCCGCCGCCACACAAAGAGGGUGGCGGGAUCAAAGUGCGUGCGCGCGGCGCGGUGCGAGAGCGCGCGCGGCAGGUGACCGACGGUGUUCCCGGCUGAUGUGGGCGGCGAGCGCGUGCUGCUCGCGCCAGGCAGCUAGCAGGCACUCAUGCGUGACGGGGUGACUAACCGAGCCGGGGUGGCAGGCGAGGGCGGCGGCAGCGCCACGGCCGCGCGAACCCCCGUGAAGACCUUCCAGGCGUACCUGCCGCCGGCGCACCGCACCUACAGCUGUAUACACUGUCGCGCGCACUUGGCCAGUCAUGACGAGCUUAUAUCUAAGUCGUUUCAAGGCAGCCAGGGGCGCGCGUAUCUCUUCAAUUCAGUUGUAAACGUGGGUUGCGGGCCGGCGGAGGAGCGUGUGCUUCUGACAGGACUGCAUGCAGUCGCCGACAUCUACUGCGAGUGCUGCAAGACGAUGCUCGGAUGGAAAUAUGAGCACGCGUUCGAAUCGAGUCAGAAAUACAAAGAGGGCAAGUUCAUAAUAGAACUGGCUCAUAUGGUGAAGGAGAACGGGUGGGAUUAGGCGCGCGGUCUGCUGGGCCGCGCGCCAGACAACGAGUGUACCAGGCCGGACUUUAGGCCUCAGUGACUACAGUGCUGUUGUGAUAUAUAUAUAAUGGUGGUCAAGCGAUGGAAGCCUACAAACAAAGACUUUCCGAAGCGUCAAUUACCCACGAACAUCUGAUAUGCACCACGAGUGUUCCUUUACGGCCAUAAGGCCCCGAUACUAGGCCAGCAACGAUGAACUCCCGCCGCGAGCUAGAGCCUUCGUGAUGACGGGUCAGGCGAGUUGGAUGGUAGAGCUCGCCUUAGUCCAUGGGAUGAUCGGGAACAGUCACCUUCGCGCCAAAACUUCAACUGAUACCAAGUAGACAUAAACGUUUUGGUGUGGAGGAAAAGAUCUUUAAAGCUCUAUAGCUGUACAGAUUCGAUGUCGACGUGUAAAUCGGUUGGGCUCGAUUAGCAUAUAUUAUUUUUAUUAUCACAACUAAUUCUUAUUGGGAGGUCGGGCCUGACCGAUUCACUCGGCGCGUCAGACUGUGAGGAUGUCGCCUUAUGUGCUCUUUUACUUUAAUCGGCUUCAGCGCUUUGGCACCGCCAGUCAACGUAAUGUUAUAUUGUUAUAAAUGUAAGUAAUCGAUCUCAACCGCCCCACGUAAGGGGCAAUGGGCUUAGAAUUUAUUAUUAAUUUUUAAAGAACGAUUUCAUUCACGCCGCGCCUCGCGUCGCCUCGGCGCGGACGUUAGUACAUCGUAAGUUGUCUUAGUUUUUAUAUUAUGUAGCUACGUAUGUACUGUAUUGAGAGAACACUAAUACUUUCUCUUGUCCCUUUUAACCUGUGAUAAGUAUGUUAGUAAUAGAAAUUUGAAUUUCUUGAACGUAUUCUUUCAAGAAGUUGCUCAGAUGUCAGAUGUAUGUUCCUAAUGAUUUCAGCUGUACAAUUUGCUUUUUAUUUUGUUUUGUGAGGAAACUAGUCGGAACUUGAAUGUGUUGUGGAAAGAUGAUUUCCGUUUUAUUUUACUUUGCGCCUGAUUUAGUGAUUUUUAGUUUUUAAUUGACAUAUACAAUUUUUCGACUGUUCCUCGUGAAAUUUUUGGAUAUUCGAUUUUAGUUUUCUAAAUUAAUUCUUUUUAGUUUGAAUAUUUCAUUGGUUGUUGGAAACGCAAUCUGAGCUCAUUUUUAUAUGAACGAAUGUGGUUAGUAGCCAUCGGACGGUUUUAUUAUUCAUUUAUUGUUUCUGUGUAAUACUUAUACCAAUUAGAUACUUUCAUGUAUCCCCUAUAUUUUAUCUUAAUCACUUGGUACUUCAUUUAUAAUUGUAUAAACUUAUCAUUGUAAGAAAUUGCAUGAGCUUCGAUUAUCUAUGGUUAUGUCUAUGUCAAUCGAUCAUAAAACUUGUACGCACUGAUUAAUUUCCCGAAAUCGAUAUCUUAUUAAUUAUAAUCGACUAACUUGACGUCCGACUUCAAUAGUUAUGUAAUUGGAGAAUGUUUUUUGUAUUUGAAUUGUAUGACUUUGCCGUCGCAUGAGUGUGAAAGCUCACUAGGCGAUUUGCCUUACUUAACUUCUGUUUUAAAUAAAAAAAACAACGUUCUAUUUUUAAAUUUCUUUGGUACCGCCUAAACUUGACAGCUCACGACGAUACUAUCUUCCCGUUAGGUAUCUAUCUCACCAAUGUUAAGGCCUUAAAUUAUCAAUAAAUAUAGUGAAAAUGUGUGUUAAAUGAAACAUAUUUUUGUGAAUGAACUUAGUGAGCUUUUAACCUAACAGUUGAAUAUCAAGAGCGUUGAUAACUGCCACUAGUAUAUACAAUGUAAUAUACAUAAAUAAUAUAACAAGCUAAGUGAACGCUCGUUUGAUCAUGUGUUGAUUCUGGACACAUUUAUAGUGAAACAGCGGAUUAUUUAACAUAUUAUAUAAUAAUAAUAAAUAUAUUUACAAUAAACUCAACAAACGAUUACGACUUAUUAUGUAUUGUGUACAAAUUAUCACUGAAUUUUAGUAAAAAUGGGAAUAUUUUCACUAAAUUUGUCCAGAACUAUCUUAGCAUUUGGAGUCCAUUUCUAAAGCAGUAUUGUAAGUGUUGCUGUUGAUGCCGACUGCUGUAAUAGUGGACUCUGCUCCUAAAAAUCUGUCUGACACAGCAUUUCGAUAAGACGAAACUACACUUUAAAAAAUGUCGAUACUACUUCCUUCCGUUUUUGUCGAUAAUGCAAUUAUUGAAAAAAAAACUUAUAUUAUUGAAAAUAAUAAUCACACUAUGAAAAACAAAUUUUAACAGGCAAUAAUGUACGUAUGUCAGACAGAUAUUUUAUUGACACAAUAUUUUUACAAAUAAAAUUAAUAGUUGCCUACAUUAAAUUGUCGGUUAACCGAAUAAGAACCAUUCGAAUAUCUUUUUUUUUUGUUGUAAAAUAGGACGUGUCUGUUGGUUGGGGAUGAAUAGUUGUAAUAAUACAAAAAUGAAUACAUCCUAAAAUAUUGAAUGGAACUUCAAAAUCUAAAUUCGACGCAUGUUGCUUUCUUUCAUAAAAAUGAUUUUUACACGGCAAAAAGAGACAGAAAUAUUAAUUUGGUAUUUUUUCAACAAUAAUAAUUUUAAUCUUCUUCAAUCAACAGAAAUGUCCUUCGAAUUGACUAAUUCACACGUAAAACGAUAAGGUCAAACGAUAAUGCAUUACAAGUUCACAAUAUUGUCUGUUUAAUGUAAUCGUGUUAACUGUUAUCAUAGGGUUAAUGUUAAGAUUUGAUGCACAAUGUUCAAUGAAAAUGUUUAUGAGGCUGAGUGCUAGAGGAUAGAGGAUAGAUAAAAAACCCCAUUUGUAUAAAGACACGUUUGACAGUUCGGUCUGAAAGAGGAAGAAUAUUGAUUUAUAUAAUCUGUGACAUUUUCAUAUUUUUCAUCUGUUCCAUUCAAUGCACCGUUCGUUGGUUCCUUCUGUUCAUGAGUAUACGAAUUUAUCUGUCAGAAUUAGAAUUGAUACUGUUGAUUUCUUUUUUUUUUUUCUUUUAGCUCCUACUAACAUGGGCACAUUGGUAUUAAAUUAAUGAUAUAUCAACAUUUCGAAUUAAGUCACCAUCGACAUAUUAUUAUAUAAUACAUAUAUAUAGUUUUUGUGGAGAGCUAUAGAGAACACUGCUACUGUACUGGACGUAAUGUUUCGACUAUCACACAUACAAACAAUGCCAUUUUGUGAAAAUCGAAAGAUUGGGGGCAGUAUCCUAGAGAGCCCUAGAAUAGACGCUAAAUGUAUCGAUGCCGUGGAUUUCUAUCGUAUAUCGAUAAACAGCGCGCACUACAACAAAAAGGCUUUAAAUCCCGCCCUAUUUAUCGAUAUCGAUAAAAGUUUAGUUUUAUACAGAGUGAUGUAAUAUUUUCAUCCUGAACAUUAUGCAACACGAUAAUCGAAACUUAUCGAGAUUGUCACAGUAGUAUAGAUUAACACUCUUAGACCCACAUUGUAUUCCGUGACGCAUUCGACAUGACAGAGAUGAGAAUAAAUAUUUAAUAUAUAAAUAUAUCUUGAUGAUAGUGAGGGAAAAUUAACAAAUGAAGCUAGAUAUCUGUGAGGCAUAAUUAAAAGUAUUUUUCUACUUGAUCGUUUAGGAAUGCUAUUAGAUAUUUUUGGACCAUUGUUAAGAUAAAACUAUGAUCAGUAUUCGUGGAGUGAAGAUAAAGAGUUGAUGUUAGUUUUUGUGGUUGUUGGUCGAAGUGAUUGUUGUUGUCGAGAAUAGAGAAAAAGCGCUUUCUAGUUCUAAACAAUGCACCCAUACACUAUACCGUAUAGUUUUAGAGCUUCUAACAUAUGUCACAUAUCGAACGUACAGUUAUUUACAUCACUAGUUAUAUCGAUAUUAUCACGAAAUCGAUAUUUAUAACGAUUGCUAUCGAUUAUUGCCUUCGUCUGUCGUUUUGUUGGCAUCGUAAACGACUCAUGAUUGCAAGGCAUUUUGCUUUUGAUUUUUUUUCCUUUACGUAUUUUAGAAGCUCAAAAACGAAGGUCUUGGAGUGUUAACUGAUGACCAAGAUGAAUGAACAGCGUAUUAUAAAAUGGUGCAUUUCAUUAAGUAUAUGUACAUUUCGCAUAUUUUUAAGGUAUUCCGAGUAGUUGUUUACCAAGAAACCGCUUAAUAUUUUUGUAUUUUCUUAGUAUGUAAUGAUGCAUUAUAAAAAAAUUCGUGGUGUCUUCUUACGAUUGUGUACGCAUUAUGCUAUAGAUGAGUAAACAUAUUUGGUUGAAAUAAUAAGUGCGUAAUAAAACACAUUUUCGUAUUAAAAAUA